This is a messenger RNA of Lathyrus oleraceus (garden pea), 5447 nucleotides long. RefSeq lists its product as uncharacterized. The transcript is spliced from 8 exons. Gene Ontology annotation, molecular function: ADP binding. Bases 187 to 5331 code for a protein of 1714 amino acids. The record is from RefSeq and is a predicted model, not a curated record. NCBI's taxonomy places the organism in Eukaryota, Viridiplantae, Streptophyta, Magnoliopsida, Fabales, Fabaceae.
UUAAUAUUUUGUUGUUUCUCAUAACCCCAGAACAAUUUAUCUUCAAUUCUAUAUUUGUCCCUCAACUUUAUGCAGUGUUUAGAAUUUAUGCAUAAUUUUGUAAAUGCUUAAUUUUGAUAUAUUGAAGCAAUGUUGAACAUGUAUGCCUAACUUUGAUAUAUUGAAAAUGAUUACGCAAAGCAAAAUAUGGAGAAGUUGAUAAAUGAAGGGCUAAAAGAAUUCCGUUAUAUAUGUUGUUUCACAUGCAUUGCUAAGGAACUUGAAGAAGAAAAGGUCUGGCUGGAAGCAGAAAGGACAGCUGUUGGGCAGCGUGUUAAAGUUGCAAAAAGAAGAGGAGAAGAUGUUGAAGCUAAUGCUCUUUUUUGGGAAGAAGAAGCUGAUAAGCUCAUUCAAGAAGACACCAAAACAAAUCAGAAAUGUUUUAUUGGAUUAUUUCCUAAUUGCAUAUGGCGAUACAGAAGGGGAAAGGAACUGGCAAAUAAAAAAGACCAAAUAAAAAAAUUAAUGGAAAUUGGAAAGGAACUUACAAUCGGACUCCCUGCUCCUCUUCCAGAUGUUGAGCGUUAUUCAUCCCGACACUAUAUUUCUUUUAAAAGUAGAGAAUGCAAAUAUAAAGAGCUUUUGGAUGCAUUGGAAGAUGACAACAAUUAUAUAAUUGGGUUGCAAGGGAUGGGGGGCACAGGAAAAACUACAUUGGCCAAAGAAGUUGGUAAGAAACUUAAGCAAUCCACACAAUUUACGUCCAUUAUUGAUACAACAGUUUCAUUUUCUCCUGAUAUUAAAAAGAUUCAAGAUGAUAUUGCUGGACCAUUGGGAUUGAAAUUUGAUGACUGUAGUGAAUCAGACCGACCCAAAAAACUAUGGAAAAGAUUAACCAAUGGUGAAAAGAUUCUUCUAAUAUUGGACGAUGUUUGGGGUGAUAUUGAUUUUGAAGAAAUAGGGAUUCCAUAUAUUGACAAUCACAAAGGUUGUAGAAUUCUUGUAACCACGCGCAAUGUGUUGGUAUGCAACAAAUUAGGAUGCAGUAAGACAAUCAAAUUGGAGCUCUUGUCUGAAGAUGAAGCAUGGGAAAUGUUCAAAUGGUAUGCUGGUUUAACUGAAAUUUCAACUAAAAGUUUGCUCGACAAGGGACAUAAAAUUGCGAAUGAGUGCAAAAGAUUACCAAUUGCAAUUGCUGUAAUCGCUAGUAGUUUGAGGGGCGAACAACGUCAGGAUGAGUGGAAUGCUGCCUUAAAAUCCUUGCAAAAACAUAUGUCCAUGCAUGGUGUUGAUGAUGAACUUGCUAAAAUUUAUAAAUGCUUGAAGUUUAGCUACGAUAAUAUGAAGAAUGAAAAGGCAAAGAGUUUAUUCCUCUUGUGUUCUGUAUUUCGAGAAGAUGAAGAUAUUUUUAUUCAUAGGUUAGUCAGACUUGCCAUCGGAGGAGGUAUUUUGGGGGAAGACUAUGGCAGCUACGAAGAUGCUCGAAGUCAAGUAGUUAUAGCCAAAAAUAAACUCUUCGAUUCUUGUUUAUUGUUGGGAGCCGGUAAAUAUAGGGUAAAAAUGCAUGACUUGGUUCGCGAUGCAGCCCAAUGGAUAGCGAACAAAGAGAUUCAAACAAUAAACUUGUAUGAUAAAAAUCAAAAGGCAAUGCUAGAACGGGAGAAGAAUUUUAAAUAUUUGUUAUGGGAAGGAAAGGUGAAGGACGUGCUUUCAUGCAAGCUUGAUAGUUCAAAGCUCGAGAUUCUAAUUGUCAUCAUGUAUAAGGACGGUGAUUACCACGACGAGAAAACCGAAGUCCCAAAUUCAUUUUUCGAAAAUAUCAGUGGCCUUAGAGUUUUUCAUUUAUUUAGUGAUUUUUAUGGAGCACCUCUGUCAUUACCUCAAUCAAUUCAGUCGUUGAAGAAUAUUCGAUCUCUUCUUUUUAACCGUCUUGAUUUGGGUGAUAUAUCUAUUUUGGGUAAUCUACAAAGUCUUGAGACACUUGAUUUGGAUGUGUGUAAAAUUAUUGAAUUGCCGGACGUACUUGCAAAGCUACAUAAUCUUAGAUUGUUGUACUUGAGAUCUUGUGAAAUUAGACGGAAUAAUCCAUUUAAAGUGAUUGAAGGAUGCUCCUCACUUGAAGAGUUGUAUUUCAUAGACAGUUUUAAUGAUUGUUGCCGAGAAAUAUCCUUCCCAAUGUUACAAAGAUUUAUAGUGGAUGAUAAUCAGAGAUUUGUGGAUGAUUCACCAUCAAAAUGUGUGUCUCUUUUACAUCAAGAAAAUGAACAUUUACUCUCUGAAAAAAAACUCAAGGAUUGUAUUCAAGCAGCAGAGGUUCUUAUACUAAGAACAAUCUGGCGGGGAUGGAUAAAUAUCAUACCUGAGAUUGUUCCUAUGGAUCAUGGUAUGAAUGAUCUAGUCGAGCUCAGAUUGAGUUGCAUUUCACAACUUAAGCGCCUCAUCGACACUAAGCAUGAUAAUUCUCAAGAAACAACUGUCUUCUCCAAAUUAGUUGUACUAGAAUUGAAAGAAAUGGCAAGUUUGGAAGAAUUGUGCAACGCUCCUCUUUCUUUUGAUUCUUUGAAGAAUUUAGAGCAGCUGAUCAUCCAGGAAUGCAAACAAUUGCAAAGCUUAUUUAUGUGCAACCUAAACCUUUGCAAUUUAAAGAGAUUGUUAUUGAUAGGAUGUCCGACGUUGAUCUCCCUAUUUCAACUGACUACUUCUCGUAGCCUAACGUCGUUGGAGGAAUUGACAAUAAUUCGAUGCAGGAAUCUUGAAUACAUAAUAACAGAUGAAAGAAAAGAGAAGGAACCCAGAGGAGAAAUAGUUGUUGACGAUGAUAAUGAUAGCAAGAGGAGUCACGGGUCAAUGUUUCCAAAACUUAAAGAUCUUCGUAUUGAACAGUGCCAUGGAUUAAAAUUUAUAUUUCCGUUUCUCUCAAUUCAAGAUCUUCCGGCACUAGAAUCUUUCUCAAUAUUUGGUUGUGAGAAGCUGCAAUACAUAUUUGGCCAAUAUGUACAACUUGGUUCUCUAAAACAAAUGGAUCUUGGGGAUUUGCGAAAUUUAAUAAAUAUUUUUCCAAAAUGUCAUCUUACCACAUCUUCCGAACCUAAGAAAGACAGGGUCUUUUUAUGGACUGAUAUAUGUUGCUUCGGUAAAAAAUACAGACACAAGUCAAUGAGUUUUACAAGUACUGAAAUCCCAGUGGUUUUUGAAGAUAAACAUCAUGAUUGCUUAACAGAAUGGGAAUCAAAAUCAUAUUCCCUCGGCAUAUGGGAACGUGUUCAAUAUUUUUUGACACAAUCACUCUUCAUGUGGAAUAUUAAAGAUAUUGUAUUGGUUGAUAUUCCAAAGAUAGAAUCAUUAUUUAUCCUAUCUAUUGCUCCAAGAAUAUUGUUAGAAACUUUGACAAUUAGGGACUGCAAAGAAUUGAAGCACAUAAUAAUAGACACCGGAGAUCAUGAAAAUGGUGGCAAUAACUUGCACAGUGUCUUCCCAAAAUUAAAAAAUGUCCAGAUUGAAACUUGCAUGAAAUUAGAAUAUAUAUUUGGACACUACUCUGAUGCUCGUCAAAACCAUAAUGAGAUUCACCUUCAGCUUCAAGCACUGGAGCGUCUCUAUCUUAAACAUCUGCCAAGUUUAGUUGCCACAUGUCCACAGCAUUAUCGCACAAUAUUUCCACUUUUGGAAGAUCUUUUCGUCGAAAACUGCCUGCAGUUUGCUAUCAAAUCCAUUGGUGAUCUCACAAUCAAGAAGGAAUUGAGUGGGAACAUGGAUCAUUUUCUCGCUUUGAAAAGUCUCAAGCUAUAUUAUUGGAAAGUAGAACAUAUAUAUUUUCUCAACAAAGAAGUACAUGAACAACAAAUGAACUUAGGUUUGCAAUACAUUCUGUUGCAUGAGCUGCCUACGACGACAUGUCUUUUGGUUGGUCCCAAAAAUUCAUUUUCCCUCAAUCACCUUACAGUGAUAAAAAUCAGGCGAUGUGAAAAAUUGGAAAUUGUGUUUUCCACAUCUAUAUUAAGAUGCCUACCACAAUUGGUUGCUCUAAGAAUAGUAGAAUGCAAAGAGUUGAAGCAUAUUAUUGAAGAUGAUUUGGAGAAUGACAAAUCCAUAAAUUUUGAGUCUACAAACACAUACUUUCCAAAGCUAGAAAUACUUAUUGUAGGAAACUGCAACAAACUCAAAUGUGUCUUUCCGACUUCCGUAUGUAAAGAGCUUCCAAAGCUAAAAGUUCUGAUAAUAAGAGAAGCAUAUGAGCUGCAACAAAUAUUCAAAACCGAAGGUGAUGAUCAGAAACUCGAGAUUCCAAAUUUGGAAGUUGUAUCAUUUAUCAAUCUUCCAAACCUCUCUGAUGCUCAAAAAGUGCACUUUGAGGCCAUAAAUUAUCGUCUUGUACAAAACUGUCAUAAUUUCUCUCUGACUUCAGCAUCAAAAUCCGACACCACUGAUAACAUUAUUGAUUCUUUUUACAACAUAGAUUCUGAAUUCUAUACGGAACUCGUGGUUCUAUUGCAAUUGCAACAAAUAAAAGAAGUGUACAAAAGCCACUACACCUGUAAUGAAAGUCCUACUUCAGAAAUCACUAGAGAAUUUGCAGAUGGGGUUGGGGUUGAAGCGGAAGCAGCAUUAGGACACAUAUUGACUUCUUCACAGUUACAGAUGUUAUUGAAUGAACAAUCAAUGGAUCAACAACUAUUGACGAACAAACAACAUUCACUUGGAGAAACUGAAACGACCAAUAAACCUCAGUUGGAAGGUUCUGUCACGCCGCCAGAAAAAACUUUAGCAGCAAAUUCUUCUACCAUUUCAGAAACAAAGAAGGAGCAACCUAUACAAUUACUUGGUCCUAAACAAAUGGAAGAUGUUGAUUGCCAAGUAGCCACAACCUCUUUGUCCAUUGUCACUACGGAAAACAAUGAUGAAGGUGAAGAGUCUUUGAAUAUAUUUUUAGAGACCAAUGAUGAAGGUGAAGACCCUUUGAUUAAACUUUCAGAGACCAAUGAUGAAGUUUCAGAAGACUCUUCUCAAAUAGAUGAAAAUUUAAGUGAGCUGGAGCAACUAGCUUCGAAGAAGCAUUUGAAUGAUGAGAACUUGUGUUUGUUGAAUGAUUUCCUUGCGAAGCACCCUUGUGUUCGUUUAAGAGAUACUUCACUUAGUAAUAGAUACAAGGGCUAUGCCUACAACUUACUUGCUGAGCUUUUGAAAUUCCUCCAAACGCAUAGUCUGGUCGAUGUAUUGGGCUCACGCCGCUCUGAACUUUUCGAGUUAUUACAAGAUGUGCGCAGCUUUGCUUUUGAUAAGGAUUGGUUGGAUGGUGUGGAAAGGCGUAUAAUUCAACAAGACGGGGAUUUAAAUGCCCCUAUUGGCUAUUAGACUCAUAUUCCUCCCAUGCUAAUUUGAUAUGCUUUUUAGUGUGGGAGUUGUCUUUGGGUGUAGGUUUCGUCAUUUCUCAUAUGAAAUGAGCUUAUGAAAGAUAACUAUACUUUUUA